Molecule: messenger RNA, 2703 nt
Organism: Coregonus sp. 'balchen'
Lineage: Eukaryota; Metazoa; Chordata; Actinopteri; Salmoniformes; Salmonidae
Source: the annotation of a GenBank genome assembly
UAUUUCUACUUAAUAUUACAUAGAUUCCGGAAAGGGAAGUGACUACUUUGGAAAGUUAUCGAAGCAGAAAGUUUUCUUUCUCAGAAGUUAGCUAGCUAAACAAACAGAAGGAAAACAACAUGGGAACAACAGCAAGUCAAUUAAGGAAGGAUCUUCUCUCAGAAUAUCAGGUGACAUAAGAUAUCUAACAUUAAUUAGCUAUCUAGCCAAUAAAAUUUACACAAGUUGUUGGCCAGUGUCGUUACUAGGUUAGGGAAUAACUAACGUAGAUAGCUAACGGUAUCUAAAAGCUAAUAAAGUUGUUUUUAGCCAGACAACUAUUUGGCUAUGUAUCGUUACUUUCUGCCCUCAAAGAGUCGCGGCUCAGCUUGAAUUAUUGCCUAUAUUAACUAGCAAGUGGGGAGGCAGGUAGCUUAGUGGGUAAGAGCGUUGUGCCAGUAACCGAAAGGUCGCUGGUUCUAAUCCCCGAGCCCACUAGGUGAAAAAUCUGUCGAUGUGCCCUUGAGCAAGGCACUUAACCCUAAUUGCUCCUGUAAGUCGCUCUGGAUAAGAGCGUCUGCUAAAUGACCAAUUAUUAUUAUUAUUAUUAUUAUUAUUAUUAUUAUUAUUAUUAUUAUUUAAGUGCAUUUUCAGCUUUUGACGUCUGUUGUUAGCUAACGUUAGCUAGUAGGACAACUUGUUGAGCGCAUUGCACAAAACUGAUAAAAGCAAGAAGUUGGGGUAAAAAAGUAUAUCAAUGUGCAAUGUGUGUGGUAUAUUUGAAAAUAAUGUACCAACACUUCCCUUCCAGGAGCUGACAUUUCUUACAAAACAAGAAAUUCUGCUGUAAGUAACUAGCUUAAUUCACAAUUAUUUCAAUUUACUGAUACUAUUAUUUUCAAUAUCCUAUUUGAUACAAAUACAGUAUAUAAAUACAUAGGCUCUGGCAAAAUGGAGCCUAACGUCCUUGACAACAAAGGGCUAAAGUCCAAUUUACAAGGAAAUUUGAUAGGCAACAUGGAUUUACUUUACAUGUUUGAACUAGGUUGGAAUGGUUUGUCAUUGUAGAUAUAUUGCGAGAGACUUGAUGAACAAUGAACAUACAUACAGGCAGCGCUAAGGUUGUGUGAUGCAUCUUUUCUGUAGGGCACACAAGAGAUUCAGUGAACUCCUUUCCAAAGAGGACAGAAACCUCACCAGAGUGCCCAUGGAGAAAGUCCUUUCACUGACAGAACUCAAGGUGACAAGAUUGCAAUUUAAAUUCUACUCCGUUACUAAUACUUGAAUGUUGUUUAAAAACAUUGUAACAUGUUGGAUUUCCUUUGGUCCCUAAUGUUUAUGUUCUGUCCCCACCCUUUAGUCCAACCCUUUCAGGAAAAGGAUUUGUCAUGUAUUCUCAACAUCUGAUAUGAAAGAUGGAAGUCUCACCUUUGAGGACUUCCUUGAUCUUUUGAGUGCCUUCAGUGAUUCAGCUACACUGGAAAUCAAGUCCCACUACGCAUUCCGCAUUUUUGGUAAUACAAUUGUUGGGAAUUCUUGGGGUAUAUGUAUGUAAUGUAUUCAUGGAUGUCUGGCAGUGUGUGGGGUGCUGGUGAAAACAUAAAAGGGGCAUUGUUUUGUCUGUUCAGACUUUGAUGACGAUGGCACUCUGGAUGGUGGGGACCUGGAGAAGCUGGUGAACUGUCUGACUGGUGAGACUGACGACACAAGGCUUACUCCUGAAGAGAUGAGGCAGCUCAUCAGCAAUGUAAGUUUACAGAUUAAGGCCACUAUUGGUUCUUCCCAAUGUGGGCCUACCUCAAGGAAGACCUGCUGUGUAUGAUAUAGUCAGGUCUGCUGUGUAUGAUUUCAGGUCUCCAUCUGCAAUAUCCAAGGGUAAGGCAACUACUUAUUUCCUUUUCAAUAUUGCAGAUUCUUGAAGAGUCAGAUAUAGACAAAGAUGGGACAGUGAAUUUGUCAGAGUUCCAACACGUCAUCUCGAGGUCGCCAGAUUUCGUCAGGUGAGUUGAAAUCUGAUUAGAAUAUCUCUCCAUAAUCUCUACAUUGUAACUAUGUACCCCCCUCUAAUAUUCCACAUUUUUCUCCAGUUCUUUUAAGAUUGUGCUGUGAAGUCUACAAAUAAGACACCAGGAUAUGGAUGCUUUGGAUUCUGUUCUAUUGACACUAAGAGGACCUCUUAUUUUAUCAUUGUAAUAACAAUAACUUUUAGAGAUUUUGCCUUAAAUUAUACGCCGUGGCUUUUCCCCCCGGACUAAAGGUCCCGAAUCUUCUGAACAUGUGCAGAUCACGUACUGCGCAUGUUUCUUUACCUCUACUUUACAUAUACAUUUUUGUGGUCACCUUCCCUUCACAGUUCUCAUUGACAAUCGUGAAUGAUAGAAAUAGUAAUGGCGCAUGCACCAACUCCACCGUUGGACAAAGCCUAAGGGGAAAUGAAUGGCGUUUUUGGAUAAAUGCCAAAAAUAAGGUUAGGUAAACACAAGCUUAGGAGAUGUUAUACAUUUUGUUCUGAGAUAAUUAAUCUUAAAUCAGCUAACAUCACUUUUUGUGAAUUUUGAAGAAAUUAUAUAAUUUUAAAAAGCACAUAGCACAAAUGCUUCAUAAUUCAUAAAGGUCAUGUUAACUGACUGCUAUUAUCUCAUGGAACAAAACAUAUAAGAUCUCCUAAGCCUGUGUUAACCUCAGACCUUAUUUUCAGCGUUUAUUCCAAAAUCCUAUUCUUUC